AUAGUUGAAAAUAAUUAUAUUGUACAACAUUUAGUUUUACAACACACUCACCAGAUCAUCCAGAUCUAAUAAAUCCUUUUUUUGAUCCAAAAAUGUUUAAUUCCCCAUGAUAUGAAUUAUGUAAUAAUAUGAAUGAUCAUUAAUUUGAUCAAUAAGGGAUCAAGGUUUUUGUGUAAUAUAGGUGUUUAUAAAUUAAAUGUAUGAAACAUCACUUGUCUCGGUUGUAAUAUGAUCUCAUUUCUAUCAAAAAUUAAUUAUAUUAUCAUUCAUUUUCCAAAUAAUUUGUGUUUAAUAACAUUACAAUCAAAUUUUAUUACAAUAAACACAUAAAAAUGAGCGGAGAUCAAACCAAGUCUGCCGAGUCAGGCAGUGGAGAACGACAGAAAGAAGAAGUUGGGAUUAUUCAACAAAUAAAAGAACGGUUAAAGGAUUUGGACAUCAAAUUUCCGACAGAAAUAGACCCUUAUAUUCCUAAGCUAAUAAUUGGUCUUGUUUAUAUGACGGCAUUUUUAAUGAGUUACCAGAUAAAUUUUGCUUCCGGUUAUUUUGGAUCAGGAUUAGGAAUUCCAUCACACAACGUAGGAAUAUUUGUUUCUAAAUUAACUAGUUAUCGAAGUUUUUUAAUGAUGUUUGGGUUUGCAUUCGGUUAUUUAAUUAACUUUAUUUGUAAUUUAGUUUCUCGGGGGCCUGGUCUUGAUAUUGCUCGAAAAGCUAUUAGUUUGUUUUUUUUAUAUCUCUUGGUGUCUUCUAGGUUUUUUAUAUUAUUUUUUAGUUUUCUAAAGAGUGACUUAUCAUAUAGACUUUAUUUGCUUUUAUGUAUAGAGUCUAUAGCGUCUGGCUUAUUCCAAAUGUUUCUUAUUUUACUUGUUCCACAUUACUUAUUUAUAACAUUCUUGUCUAUCCAUGUAUUGGCCUUUUUAUUCUUUAUAAUACAAUUUGUAUACGAUCCUUUUCUAUCUAUCAAACCUUUAAUAAUGAUAAAAAUACUGUUUUUCAUGUGUUUGGUUGUUACCAUUAUAGCAUUUGGAUUAUGGGCAUUUUAUCUCUUUUAUUACCAUGGUAAAGAUCCUAUUUUUUAUAAAGAAGAAUUAUACAAACAAAAUGAGAAUAUGGAAAAGGCAAUUUCUAUCUAUGUAAAAUUACUAAAACUGCCAAAAAAAGUGAAACCAAUUUUUGGAGAAUUAUCUGCCAAAUUUAAAGAAAAAGAUUUCCUAGCAGAUAUAACUAAAGAAUUAGAUGAGUCACAAUCAAUUAUAUCUGACAUUUUAAAUUUAAAUAAUGAUUUUUUUACUUUAUUAAAAGAUUGUAAAAAAUCUGUAAAUCAACAUAAUAAAAACUUGGAAAAACUUUACGAAGAAGUAAACGAAGAUAAAUCAGGUUCACAUGUAAAAAAUGACAAAACCAAAUUUACCAGCCAGAAAAGUAGGUAUUAUGCUAAUAAAUUUGUUAAAAAAGUUUACGAAUUAAAGCAAAUAUUUGAUGAAUCUAAAAAAGAUAAUUUGUUAAAUUUAUUAGAAAAGUUAUCAGAACUGGAAAAAGAAACAACAGAGGUUUUAAAAUUGUUUAAUAAUGGUGUAACUAAAAACUCGAUUGUUUUAACUUCUGAAAUUCUAAAUCUCCAAAAAAAAUUAAGUGAAAUUUAUGAUAAAUCAGACAACACGCCAUUUAAUUUUGAUAAUUUAUCUUCGAACACACUUAACAUUAAUGAUUUAUCUAAAGAAAUAGAUAAAAUUGACAAUUUACUCCAAGAAAAAAUAAAAUCAUUCAGCAAUUCUAUUGAUGGUUACGAACAAAAAAUUAGUGAAAUCAAAACAGACAUUGAAAAUAUAACUAAAUUCGAAAAUGAAAUUAUUAAAAUCUUACUUGAUGAAUCUGAUUAUAGAAUAUUUUGUUAUAUUAUGAUUACAGUGGCCUGCUUUUUUAGACAUUUUCUUUAUCCUUCAAUUAUUCCACAUGCUCUUUUAGAUGAAUCUCAAUCUCAAAUAAUAUUAUUACUAGGAAUUAUUAUAGAGCUAUUAUUUUGUUUUCCAGUAUUCAUUUUGGAUGAUAUUCUCAACAUUUUUACCCUCUUGAUUGAUAAAUAUUUUAUUUACGUUUGGACACUUGCUGGUCCUCCACUCAUUGUUUUGAUAUUUACAUUUCUGGCAAUUCACACAAAAAUACGUUUUUUUCACUUAAUAACGGAAUCCACGGGAAGGGUGUUAGUAAUGUCCUUGUUUUUGAUUUCUUGUUGUACUUUAAUGGAGUCUGUAAGUUAUGCAUGCCUUUCACAUUACGUUUUUUACCAGUUUGGAUUUUCUCACACAAAUCUCUUAUUUUUAUUAUUACAUCAACUUUUAGAGUUGUUUUGUACUUAUUUUUUCUCAAAGUUAUCAGCAGGAUACAAUCAUGCAAGGGUUCGAUUGGGCCAUUGUCUACCAACUUAUACCACUAAUUAUUAUAUGACCUCUUGUGAAGAAUUUUGGUGCAUGAUAAAAUGGACCUUAGAAUACACUUUCAAAGAUAUUUUCUUCUUUUUCAAAAUGAAUAUCAGACAGUAUCUCUGAUAAGAUUUAUAAUUUAUUUACCUAUUCAAUAUUUUUGUUAAAUA
Messenger RNA from Theileria parva strain Muguga, 2590 nucleotides. RefSeq names its product putative integral membrane protein. Bases 333 to 2546 code for a protein of 737 amino acids. The record is from RefSeq and is a predicted model, not a curated record. The transcript has a single exon. Lineage: Eukaryota; Apicomplexa; Aconoidasida; Piroplasmida; Theileriidae.